Messenger RNA from Felis catus (domestic cat), 611 nucleotides. RefSeq names its product LSM5 homolog, U6 small nuclear RNA and mRNA degradation associated (gene LSM5). Gene Ontology annotation, cellular component: U6 snRNP; U4/U6 x U5 tri-snRNP complex; Lsm1-7-Pat1 complex. Gene Ontology annotation, biological process: mRNA splicing, via spliceosome. The coding region runs from base 111 to 386 and encodes 91 amino acids. The record is from RefSeq and is a predicted model, not a curated record. The transcript is spliced from 5 exons. Gene Ontology annotation, molecular function: RNA binding. NCBI's taxonomy places the organism in Eukaryota, Metazoa, Chordata, Mammalia, Carnivora, Felidae.
AGAUUGGUAGAGCCUGCCCGGACUGCGCGGGUUGGGGGUGAGAGCGGAAGCGCGCUCUUUCAAACUCGCCGUCCUAACGUCGAUGCACGCAGGCCACUUCCGGCGUAGCCAUGGCGGCGAACGCUACUACUAACCCGUCGCAGCUGCUUCCUCUAGAACUUGUGGACAAAUGUAUAGGAUCAAGAAUUCACAUUGUGAUGAAGAGUGAUAAAGAGAUUGUUGGCACACUUUUGGGAUUUGAUGACUUUGUCAAUAUGGUACUGGAGGAUGUCACUGAGUUUGAAAUCACACCAGAAGGAAGAAGGAUCACUAAAUUAGAUCAGAUUUUGUUAAAUGGAAAUAAUAUAACAAUGCUGGUUCCUGGAGGAGAAGGACCUGAAGUAUGAAUGGAUUUCCUUGACUUAACUCUGUUUAGUUUUAUAAUGACAACAAAAUAGAAUUUUUUUUUUAACCUUUUAAUGUUUGGAUUCUGUAAAUCUAAGUUUCCCGUUGAAGGGAAAUGUUUUGAAGAUGUAUUGUAAAUGCCCAUUUUUGUAAGUUAAUCAUUAUUAUCUUGGAAAAAGAAGAACAGUUUGUUCUUUGAAGACGAAAAUAAAAAUGUUUUUGGUUAA